Molecule: messenger RNA, 1328 nt
Organism: Catharus ustulatus (Swainson's thrush)
Lineage: Eukaryota; Metazoa; Chordata; Aves; Passeriformes; Turdidae
Product: synaptotagmin-5-like
Exons: 5
Coding region: 1-1239 (412 amino acids)
Biological process (GO): regulation of calcium ion-dependent exocytosis; regulation of dopamine secretion; calcium-ion regulated exocytosis
Cellular component (GO): axon; synapse
Molecular function (GO): SNARE binding; clathrin binding; calcium ion binding
Source: RefSeq, a predicted model, not a curated record
AUGCCCGCAGCAGCUCACCUGCAGCUGUCCCUCGGCUCGGAGCUGUCCCUCCUCUGCCUCGGCGUCCUCCUGGGCUGUGCCAUGUGCUGGUGGCACCGCCGGCGCCCGGGCCGCCCCCUGGGCCGGCAGCGAGUGGAGCUGGGGGCGGCUCUGCCCGCGGCCACGGUGCCGGUGCCGGUCCAGCAGCACCGCGAGGAGCGGGCGGGACCAGCGCUGGGUGCCCGGGCCAAGGAGAUCUCCCAGGGCAGAGCAUCCCUGCCCUUCCUCCCCUUCCUCCCGCAGCUGCCGGGGCUGUGGCAGCGCCGCUGCACCAUCGCCGGCACCGAGCUUCUCUGCCAGCAUCGGAGCCCGCUGGUCCCCGCCGAGCCAGGCUCGCCCCCGCGUCCCCGGCUGCGCUGCGAGCUGAGCUACUCCGUGCCCGAGGCCACCCUCACUGUCACCGUCCUCGGCGUGUCGCCCCUGCCCCAGGGCCACCAGGGCUCCCGGGUUAAGGUGGCCCUGGUGCCGCUGGCCCGGCGCGGCUCCGUGCGCUGCAGGAGCGUCCGGCCCGGCCGCCGGUGCCGGUUCGGCCCGCACGGCCCGGAGGAGCUGCGCAGCUGCACCCUGCGCUUUGCUGUCUACGCCAGGGCACGGAGCCUACGGGAUUCCUUCGUGGGCGAGGUGCUGUUCCCCUGCGCCGAGGCCUCCUGGGACCCCCGCGCCCCCUGCAGCUACUCCUGGGAGCUGGCGAGCACCAAAACCAAGCUCAGCAAGCCCCGCGGUGCCCACGGCCUGAGCUGCAGCGUCCUCUCCUCGCCCCCCAGAGCCCUGGGCCAGCUCCUGCUGCUGCUGCAGCUCCAGGCCCCGGCCGGGCGCAUCAAGGUGCUGCUGCGCAAGGCAGAGGCGCUGGGCCGGCUCUCCCGCCUGCCGGGCACCCCAGGCCACUAUGUCAUCGUGCACCUCCUCCACCACGGCCACAUCCUCGACACCAAGGAGACCAAAUCUGUCAGCAGCUACAACCCCGUGUGGAACACGCCCUUCCUCUUCAACAUCCCCACCGGGGACACCCAGCAGCAGGAGCUGGCCUUGGAGUUCAUUGUCAUGCAGGCUCGGCUCCACGCCCGCGGCUCCGCGCUGGGCCGUGUCCAGGUGGGACCAGCUGUCCCCAAGGCCGGGAUGCAGCACUGGAGGGACAUGUGCAGCCGGGCACCGCUGGAGUCAGAGCGCUGGCACCACAUCCAGCCCCAUCCAUCCCCAUGAUGCUGGUGUCUGCACCACUGAAUUGGUGGCUUCUCUUCAUUUUCUUCUGUCUUCACUCAGAGCCAGGAUUAAAAACGCGAAGGAGACGA